AUGGGCCAUGCAGAAAAGAGGAGGGUACACUUCAAUGAACUACCGACGGAGAUCUUGGAAUUGAUCGCGAUGAACCUUGACUUUCUUGAUUACUUGCGUUUCGGUGCGCUUUGCCUCAAGACAUGGAAAAUAUUCCGGGCCCCGACUCUUAUAACUAUUUUGGAAGAUAUUCACGCAUUGAGAAAUGAUACCUCGGAACUACCGCCCGUGUAUGGUCAAUUCGACAGAUGCCAUUACAUUUCACGGGGCCAUAUCUUAUCCCACGCUUAUCGAGAGAAUGGUCUCGUCCCAAAGAUGGAUGAUUUAGUGCAGCUGAAAGUAUCUUCGAAGCAUCCUUGUGGCGGCAUGGUUGAGCGUGCAGCUCGUUCUCGCAACUACAAAAUGCUCUUGACUCUCAUGAUUGGUCACGGUGCUUCUUUUCGAGAGGUUCACGGUGGAGUCGAUGGGCUCUGUUGCGACGCAUACGAGCAAGGCGACUUUGGAAAAUUCCGCUGGCUCUUUCUGAAAGGAGGAGCGUCCUUGGAUAAACUGGCUGGAAUGGUGUUCUUGUUUUCUGCUUGUCAUAGGCCAAGAACGCGUCAGGCUUGCCGUAAUCAUCAAGUUGCGUUGAAAAAGGCCCUCAUGGAGGGAUCAGCCCCUCCCGACUCCCAUGCGGCCCUUGCAGCACGUCUACGUAAAGAACGUCGUGAUGGGAGGACGAGACUGAUCAGCUAG
Messenger RNA from Penicillium waksmanii, 714 nucleotides. RefSeq lists its product as uncharacterized. Bases 1 to 714 code for a protein of 237 amino acids. The transcript has a single exon. NCBI's taxonomy places the organism in Eukaryota, Fungi, Ascomycota, Eurotiomycetes, Eurotiales, Aspergillaceae. The record is from RefSeq and is a predicted model, not a curated record.